This is a messenger RNA of Elgaria multicarinata webbii, 2271 nucleotides long. RefSeq names its product thrombopoietin (gene THPO). Lineage: Eukaryota; Metazoa; Chordata; Lepidosauria; Squamata; Anguidae. The coding region runs from base 969 to 1670 and encodes 233 amino acids. The transcript is spliced from 7 exons. Gene Ontology annotation, cellular component: extracellular region. The record is from RefSeq and is a predicted model, not a curated record. Gene Ontology annotation, molecular function: hormone activity; cytokine activity. Gene Ontology annotation, biological process: thrombopoietin-mediated signaling pathway; positive regulation of ERK1 and ERK2 cascade; cell population proliferation.
UGGCAGCACGGGCGGAAGAAGGGACAAGGUGGUUGACCUCUGGUUAUCUUUCACCGCCCACUCUUGUCCUGGUCUCCGCUGGGAUUCCUUUUUCAUUUCCCUCUCAGCCGCCAGGCCAUCCGACCACAAGGCAUCUGUAGCACCCUGCAACUCUCAAGGGUUCCACAUGUGGGUGAUGGCCAUCCUGGGAGACGUGCGACCCGUCACAUCCCUAGCUGAUCCAGAGGUUGGCUGCUGCAGCGCUGUUUGCCUAUGUGCGUUUUGGCAGCACGGGCGGAAGAAGGGACAAGGUGGUUGACCUCUGGUUAUCUUUCACCACCCACUCUUGUCCUGGUCUCCGCUGGGAUUCCUUUUUCACUUGCCUCGCAGCCGCCAGGCCGUCCAACCACGAGGCAUCUGUAGCACCCUGCAACUCUCAAGUUUAUACCAGGCUACUGCUCCAGAUCCCUGCGAGAUCCCUUCAAAGGGAUUUUCCUCCCUGCUCUUCCCACUGGACACUUCUGAACAGGACGAUCCGAGCCGGGAGGAAUCCAGCAAGCAAGCGGCUCUGGACUCCGGCGCGGGAUGGCCCUGUGCCAUUGAUUCGGAGGACCCAUCGCAAGCCAGUGGAGCAAGGCCGGACGACACGGCCCCGGCCCAGCGGCUGCCUCAUCCAUCAGCCAGGGAGGAAACGUCUGGCCCCGGGAAGCCUUCCUGGAGGUUCACACUCUGGGCUGCAGCGCCUUGGCCCAGAGGUCACCGGCAGCAGCACAACAGGAAGCCACGCAGCGCUGGCGUGGAGGACAGGGAACUACGCAGAGAGGACCGACCGGGGACCCCUCGGCCUGCAUCCCUCUCAACAGCCCCCAGCCCCCGCGUCCCAUCCCGGCCACGCUCCAGCCGCUUUCCAUGGAAGCCCGACGGGAGCCGGACAGGAGCAGCCGCUGUCCCCUGGCAGGAAGAUGUGGUGACGAGAGGGCCAGCUGGGCAUGGAGCUGAACUGUGAGUGCCGGCCGAACGGAGAUACGCACACGCGCACAACUCGGGUGGCCUCGGGAUAUGUGGGCAGGACCCCUGGGUGUCAACAGACAGGGCUGCUGCUCCUCAGUGUAUUCCUGCUCCAUAUAAAGCAGUCCAGGAUGAGUCCCACACGGAUGGUCUGUGACCGGCGGCUGAUCCAGAAAUACAUUACUGAAGCCGUGGAAAUGGCACAAAGAGUGAGCCAAUGUGAAGAGCUUCCUUCGCUUCAGCACCCUGUGCUCUUACCCUUGGUGGGAGUCAACCUUGGAGACUGGAGGCAGAAGACAGCUCGGGCCAAAGGGCAGGAAGUAUUGGGCGACCUGAGUAGGUUGGUGGGAGGCACGGCAGCCGCCCGGCAGGAACUGACCCAAGGCUGCGCCUGUGCAAUUCUUCAACAGCUUUACGAGAAAGCCAGCUCCUUCCUUCUGCACCUACAAAAUUUUGGCUGGCAGGAACAGGAUGCGAGUGUUCAGCCAGAGGGAACCCCGCAACUGAUUCCAGAGAGAAACCUUCAGGCGAUCUUUGAGACCUACGAACGGCUUGUCCGAGGAAAACUGCGCUUCCUCUUCGCUGACCUGCGGAAAGACUCCUGCGGCGAUGAUCAGAGUCCGCACAGAGCUACCAACCCUAUUCAUCCUCCUCCCAGCUUGGCCACUUCAUGGGGGCAGUGAAAGACCCAGCGGGCUUCUGGUCCGAGGGAGAGGCAAGAGGAGCGGCAGGCCCCCCGGUGGGCAGGUGCGGAAGAGCAGGGCUGACCAAACCCUUGGAGCGGGAGGUCAGAACACCGGAGCGGAAAAAGAAAGGAGCGCCGUGACAGCUUCGGAGCGGUCCGUAGCCCUCCUCGCUAAAAUUACAAGCUUGCUUUAGCUGCCUACAAAAAUAAUAAAAAGUUUCUGGAGCCGAGCGAGUCCGGCUAAGCUCUCAGCCCUUCCUUGCCUUACCUGGUUGGUGGCGGUCUGGCAUUUUAGCAGCUCCCAACACACACUGUGCAAACGGUGGAGGAAAUGGGCAGAGUCAGCACUUUCCCAAGCAACACCUAUUACAGCGGUUGGAGCUUUUCUCUCGCCUACAGACCUUGCUGGCUCCUAGCGACCGUCCUUCACCUGCGCGGGAGGAGCUGGAAGAGGGUGGCCAAACCCACCAGUCACCGUGUCUCUAAGAGGAUAUUCUGGGUCAGGAACAAGGAUCAUACUGCCUUUAUUUUCUGCGGAGAUGCUGCAAGCUGCAUCGGUUUAAAAACCACACACACACCUGCCCGAGUGCUUUUCGAUG